AUGUCCGGCGCGCUCUUCUGGGCCUUCCUCUGCAGCCUCCAUGGAGCUACCGAGGUCAUGGCGGAAACAGCGGGACUGAGAUCCCUCAUCCAGCAGCCUGCUCCGAACUUCAAGCUGAUGGCGAGCAUGCCGGAUGACUCCUUCCAGGAGGUGGAGCUCGCAAGCUACCGAGGUAAGAAGUAUGUGGUGCUGUACACCUACCCGGCAGACUUCACUUUCGUCUGUGCCAGCGAGCUGGUGGCCUUCUCGAACCUCAAGAAGGAGUUCGACGAUCGAAAUGUCGAGGUGCUGGGCAUGUCCAUCGACACGGAGCAUGUGCACAAGGCGUGGAAGAACACGCCGCAGGACAAGGGUGGAAUCGGACCCAUCGCUCACCCUCUGCUGGCAGAUGUUAAGAAGGAGGUGAGCACUGCCUACGGCUGCCUCUUGGACAACGGCCUGGCGCUGCGGGCCGUUUACAUCAUCGACAAGGAGGGCAUCGUGCGAUCUGAGAUGAAGAACGACCUUCCGCUCGGACGCAACGUGGAGGAAGUUUUGCGGAUCCUCGACGCGCUGCAGUUCCACGAGAAGAGCGUCAAGGACGGAGACGAGCGAGUCUGCCCGGCCGGGUGGAAGAAGGGUGCCAAGGCGAUGAAGCCCACGACGGAGGGUGUGGCGGAGUACUUCUCGAGCAAGUGA
This is a messenger RNA of Symbiodinium sp. CCMP2592, 678 nucleotides long. The record is from the annotation of a GenBank genome assembly. Lineage: Eukaryota; Dinophyceae; Suessiales; Symbiodiniaceae.